CCGGCUCACAAAGCCCGGGGGCCGGCGGGCUCCGUGGCGUGUCGCGGCGCGAUGGGGCUGGCGGCGGCGCGGGGCUGGGCGCUGUCCCCGCUGUCCCCGCUGUCCCCGGGCCCGGCGGAGCGCAGCCGGCCCUACGCUGUGCUGCAGCACCAGAACCUGGUGCUGCUGGGCAGCAUCCUCAGCGCUCUCCUGCUCACCAUCAUCCUCAUGGCCAUCUGUGUCUACCGGCCCGUCCGGCGGCGGUAGCGGAGCGGGACCCGCCGGGGCAUCGAGAGAAUGCUGCAUCCCGCCCGGUUAUCCCAGCUGGCAUCCAUCAUCCCAGCUCCGCUUCAGUCCUGCCGGUCCUCCCGUGUGGUACCCGCCGUCCCGGCACUGCUCCGGUCCCAGCAGGUUCUCCCAUCCGUGCCACCACCGCUCCGGUCCCCACCGUCCUGCCGCCGCUCCCGUCAGCUGCUGGGGAUGCCCUGAGGAUGCGAGUGCGGCUUUUCACCCAUCUCUGCCCGUGCUCUAUCACAUGGCUCCAUCGUGAUAUGGCUUCCAGCAGUGGUCUGGCCGGGUGCUGGAAAUCACCCCCUUCCUCAGCAAACAGACUCCUGGAGCUCCUGGGGCGUGUCCGCAGCGAACCCGCCUGGCUCGGAGCAGGGUCUGAGCAGCGCGCCUGCCUCCCAAAUCCCGGCGUUUUGGCGAGGCUGAUCCGACCCCGUGUGCUCGAGAGCAUCCCCGGGGCGUGCAGGGAGCCAGGCCUGGGCUGGCACAAGAACAGGGCGAGACGGGGGACAUUGUCCGAGGAGCAGCUCCACGUGCUCAGUCACACCGCGUCUACUUUUUGCUUUCUGAUUAAUUCAGGUCCUUCUUUGAACGCUGAGCCCUGGGUUGGAUGGGGCUUGGAGCAAACCUGGGGUAGUGGGGGGUGUCCCUGUCAGGGCAGGGGGUAGAACAGGAUGAGCUUUAAGGUCCCGUUCAAAAAUACUCCAAAGGUAAAAGCUCAGUGACCCAGCCAGCAGUGGGUGAAGGGUCUGGGCCGUUCUUACCUCUGAGCAGAAACACUGAAGCAUGACCAGAUCCUGCUGUAGUUUUCCCAAGCCAGGCUUCUCAUUCCCAACGUUAUUUGCUUUAACUCCUGGCUAAAACGCCCCAAAUAACCUCCCAUCAAACCAGCCCUGCUGAACCUGUUGGGAACUGGGGUGCAGGUGAGGGAUUCCAGCAUGUGCUGGUCACUGUCCUCCUGGCAACAGGAGCCUCCAAAGGUCUGCAAGCCAGGCAGAUGCUCUGGAAGAGUUUGAGCUCCAGCCAGACCCGUUUUAUGCAGUUUCAGUAACGAGUGUUUACACUGAAUCCCACUUCCAUACGAAUGCUGCUAUUUUGUUUUGCACUGCUACAAGUAGUAACUGGAUUUUACUAAUUAUUACUUUGAUAUUUAACAUAGGGGUGUUUUGCUUAGUAAUUUAUUUAGAGUUUUAAAAUGUAACUUCCAGAACAAUUGUUGUUGACCUGUUCUCAAGCCGUUGUGCUGCAUCUGAGGUGUUUUCUGUUCUGUUUCAAGGACAUCGAGUGCUGGCAUUGAACAGGGAUUUUCUUUGUUUUGAGAAAUGACAAGAGUGAGCCUGGCCUCGAACAGAUGGAGCUGUUAAUCCAAGAGUGAGGCAGCAAGGCAGCACUGUUCUUUCUGUUGCUUUCUGCUCCUCCUUUUGCUCACCGAUUCCUGUGUUUCUGAUUUUUCUCGGUCCUUCAUCGCUGUGAAGCCUGGCCUGCAGCCUGUGCUGCUUGUGGGGGUGGAUGGUGAAGCUCCCAGCCCCAGCUCUGCAUUCCCAGGAGCAAAAUUCCUGUUUGCUCUCAUUCCUCACUCCCUGCUAUGCCUCUUUGUACAAAUAAAACGCUCAGUAAACAAUCCAGGCUCUUA
This is a messenger RNA of Vidua chalybeata, 1900 nucleotides long. RefSeq names its product chromosome 18 C12orf76 homolog (gene C18H12orf76). NCBI's taxonomy places the organism in Eukaryota, Metazoa, Chordata, Aves, Passeriformes, Viduidae. The transcript has 2 exons. The record is from RefSeq and is a predicted model, not a curated record. Bases 52 to 246 code for a protein of 64 amino acids.